Messenger RNA from Cryptococcus wingfieldii CBS 7118, 261 nucleotides. RefSeq lists its product as hypothetical. The record is from RefSeq and is a predicted model, not a curated record. NCBI's taxonomy places the organism in Eukaryota, Fungi, Basidiomycota, Tremellomycetes, Tremellales, Cryptococcaceae. Bases 1 to 261 code for a protein of 86 amino acids. The transcript has 2 exons.
AUGAUCAUCAGGCUCGGAGCCCACAAGUGGCUCAUGACACUAAAUCUCGAGGAGAGCACGCCUCUGGAUUCGUCGUUUCUCGAUCAAUUGCUAGCCUCUCUCGUGCUCAUUGAGGGCGAUCUCGACCUCAUCAGCCCAGGAAAGAGGUGGAGAGGGGCUCGGGACCGCGAAAUCCGGCAAGUGAAAGCAAGAGAGGCCAGGGAAAAUUUGCGGGAGGCGUUUGACAAAUUUGAGAAGGUGAGCAGCCGACAAGAGUUCUAG